Molecule: messenger RNA, 4131 nt
Organism: Symbiodinium sp. CCMP2456
Lineage: Eukaryota; Dinophyceae; Suessiales; Symbiodiniaceae
Source: the annotation of a GenBank genome assembly
AUGGCAGAGAAGGGUCUUCUGUUGCAGACUGGUGGUCUGCUGCAGGAUGGCAGCAGACUAGAGCUCUGCCUGAAAGCAUGGGCUCCAUGUCAAGGAGCGCCGUUGAGAUGGGAACUGCGCAGGUUGCUUCCGGCCUGCGGUUUUGAUCUUGCCAAGAGACCUUUGCACCAACGUCUAAACGCCCAAAAAUCUGACUGGCAGCAGCUGUUUGAGCAUUUUCUGCUAGAUUGGAAAGAUCAUUAUGGCGACAGUGCAAAUGCCGCCUUGCACAAGAGACAGCGCUUGGACGAUGUGGAUGUGGCAUCGCUUGAGCAAGAGUAUUGGGUAAGCACGGCUGGCAUGUUCGUCGUUCUUCUUCAAUGGUCCGAGAAUCGCAGAAGCAAAGAAGACCAGGAACGCAGUUCUCUUGUCAUGCGUUUGGUUCUGGAGAAAUGUUUGCGUGCACAGACAAGCCUGGGCAUGUUGGAGAUUCCAGCAGAGAUUGCGCAGAUGUGUUCCGCAGAGCCACUUGAGGGUGAACGUUGCGCAUGUGUGCGACGGUUUCUGGCGCAGAGUGCCGUGGAUGAAGUUGCGUGGCACGAAAACAUCUUGCGCAAGUUGCAGGAACUCUUUGUUGCUCGGAAAUGCGCAGCUCUGGCUACUCACAUGUCCGACGUGUUGAAGGUGCUCAGUCUGGCUGUCGACGAAAGGGCUACGGAAUGGGGCGAGCAUGCAUGGCAGAAAGGCGUGCAUGCAGCAGUCCCUGGUCCUACAAGACGUCGGCGGAUUGAUCCUCAUGUGAAAGCUUGGGUUGUGCAAGAAGCUGUGCAGCAGGGGCAGCAGCAGUCCAGCAGUGCUGCAGCCAAUGCAUUGGAACCUGGUGUAGGUGCUGGCCAACGACAGUGGCGAGAGAAAGAAAUGUCCUGCGUCAGAGCCGCCAUGCAUUUGAGCUUCGCCAACCCGCAGUCGCUGAGCCUAUGCUGGGACGGCAUGCGCUUGGGGAAUCCUGCCAAAGAAUACCUCCUGGAAUGCAAAGCUUUCGCUGCUGCGUAUCCGGGCUCCACAGAAGCGGCUGCCGGACGUGAGGGCGCUGACGGCGUCGAAGAUACGGCAGAGGCUGCAGUUUUUGAGCGGAUGCCCAAUCUUCAUUGGCUCCGCUCGUUGGACAAUGCUUUUCGCAAAGGUUUAGGCGUUGGGCUGUCGCAGUGGAUGCCAGGACGCCGACUGCAAAGCUUGAGUGUCGGCGCGAAACGCUACCUGGCAGAAGUGCAGCCUGCAGUGGGGCCACCUUGCAAGAGAAGCUGCAUCGAAGAUGCCAGCGGCCGCAGAUACUUUGAAUGUCCAAGGGAAGUCGUCCAGAACAAGCUGCAGAGACCAGUGCUUCAUAUGGUUUGCGACUUAGCACCCAUUGGUUGGCCAGCAGCCAAUUUUCUGGUGCAGUGCUUAGGCUUGAGAGGAACACUGGUCUUUGAUCUGCUUCACCGACGCGUUUGCGACAUAGAAGAUGGCAGAGCAGAGGCCGGGCUCCGUAUGCUCAAAACCGAGUACAACGUGGUGUUGAAGAUGCGGCAAGGACCGUUCCAGCAAUCCGGCCAUCACAGUGUUUUGAAAGACGCUGCAGCGGAAAUGUUCCGGGAAACAACUGCGGACAACAAUCUGUUAUUCGCAGUGCUCAGCGAUGCCAUUGCUGCUGAUUUCCAGAUGCAGAGCCAGACUCAGGGCACGGAGGAGCACACAGAGCUGGUCUGGAGGGCCGCUAAGCAGCUCCUCACGAAAGACUGCAAAGGCACAAACACCAAGACUUCAAGAUGGUUCAACUUCGAGCAGAACAGUCGAGCCUUUUUCCCGCAACUUCAUGCCAAUCUGCUGAACCUGCUGUAUGUGGGAACACGACGAAACUGGUGGAAGGGGUACUCAGACUGCCCACUCAAUGCUGCGGAUCUGGAGCAGUGCCGUGAAACCCAGGAGGAAGCAGAAGUCCGAGGAGAUGGUUUGGAAGCUUUGGAGCGCCCGCCAGAGGAAGCGGACGCUGCAGCUGUAGAUGCUGGCCCCUCGUCAAGCAGAGUUUCCACCUCGGAAGCUAAAAAGGUUCUGCAGCAGAAGCGUGCCAAGUGCGUGAACACACUGCAUUUCAGCGCGACAAGAUUGUCCAAGCCUCUCAACAUACGACUGUGGAAAGGCAUGGUCGACUUACCGCAGCCGCUGGAAGUGGAGUUUCACAAAUGGAUGUCUGCUCUGAAGACAAGGCGGGACACUCAGGCCCUGAUGCUCAGUCUUGCAGAGGGUGGUGACACAGAGAUCUUGCGACAAGUUUUUGAGCAGCUGCUCAGUCCAGAGUACGCCGACAACCUUGGUUUCUCGGCAGAAGCAAAGAACGCCUGCGAGCUUGAGGCGGACCAGACGGUGGCCAGGUGCAUGUGGAAGUUAGCUUACUCAACCGUUGGUUCCUGCGCGUGCACAGAUUGUUUUUUCCAAGUCCCUCCGCAAAAGUUCUUGGGCUUGGCAGCCCUGGAUGCCGAGCAGAUGCAGUCCACCAUGACAGUCUUGAAGCAGUUUUGGGAAGCUUUGCAACAGCUAGAAGCACGUGCUCUAGAUGACAUGGCUGCCAAGCGUUUCAUCGAGAACCUGUUGUGGCCGUCACAGCAGUGGUCGCGGGAAGUUUUUGUACAACUGCUGGAGAAGGAUUUCCUUGCAGCAAACGAUGACAUCCAGUGCGAGGUGGAGGCGUACAGCAAAGGGCAUUGGUCUACAUUGCUCAUUGAGAACUUGGGCAACAGAUGCAGGAAAGUCAGCAAAGGGGAAACUCCCUCUGGUUCCUUGGGACCGAAAAGCAUCUGGCACGAGUGCGUUUUAGGGAGCACGACGUGUGAAGAUCAUGAUCGCAAGGCUGUCGCAGUGAGCACUGCUGCGCGAGUAGCUGCUUCCGGAAAGUUGCCUUUGCCUGUUUUCCAAGACAAAGAUUCUGAAUGCAGCCUCAGUUCCGAAGAUCUUCGCAAACUCACUGCUUCCCCGGCCACUUGGCCGACACCCAACCCUGCGAACCUGAAGCUUAGCAGCUUGGCUUCGUUGUUGCUGAAAGAGACGGGUGGUGAUUGGUCACGGAUUUCCAAGGCAUGGAAAUCGUUGCUGUUAAUACCUGGGACUCUCGUCAAGAAGGUUGCAGACCCGAGAACAUCACUAGUCUUACUGUGUAGCUGCUUUGGGGCCUUGGUUUGGGAUGUUUCCAUGAAAAAAGAAGGAAGGCGUCACGUUCUUCAUUUUGGAGACACAGGCCAGCAAUCAUUGAAGUUUGUUUUCGUGGAAGAUGAGAUGUCUUGGAGCGCGGUUCCCUUGAAGGUCCUCACACCAUGUUCUUCAACAGUCAACAGCGACACAAUCGACCUUGGCAAACUGGCGGUUGGCCCAGCGCAGCAGAAGUCGGUGAAGUUGUUGCUGCACAACGCAAGUCGUGGAUUUCCGAAUUUGCGUGUUGAAGAGCUCCGAAAACUGCACACGAGCCUCGGCGUGCCUUUUGAGAAAGGGCACAAACCACGAACAGAAGUGCAGCUUGUCACGGCUUUGCUACAGCACGUGCAGCCAGGCAUCACGUCUGACGAGCUGGAGAGUGCAUUGCUCGGCAGGGGCAAACAGCAGACUCCUCAAGAGUUUGUGAAGGCUUCGCCGGUUAUGCAGAACGAAGAUCUCUUCGACAUAGCUCUGGAAGACGAAGAUAGUGAUUUGCAAGAGGAGCUGCGGAAGCUCAAGCAACAGGCGCUGAAGCAGCAAGAAGCAUCGCUUCGGAAGCGAGCAGAACUGCGAUCCCAGCUCAGCCCUGAUUCCAGUCGUGGCUCCAGCAGUGCUUCGGCCAUGCCGCCGGGGCAGCCACAACGGCCGCGGCAAAAUGCUGCGGUGCAUUCAGGCCGCUAUGAUGUUGAAAGUGCUCGCAAGUGGGCGCCGCCUCAGUGCACCCUUACGAAAGAGAUGAACUGGCACACUCGUUGGCGCGUCGAAGCUCCAUAUCUCGGUGGCAUCAAAAGCAAAAGCUUUAAGAAAGACGGGCCUAUCAAGGAUUGGGAUGCUUUGGUCUGGGUGCUCACUUUAGCCUGGAGGGGGUACACAGAAACCAGUGGCGAAAGCUGCCCCUGGACGUUUGAAGCCAGUCAGGUUGUGUGA